AUGGGAAUACCGUCACGCUCCCUCAGCUUGGCAUUGUGUGUUGCUAGUCUUGUAGACGCUGUCAACUUCGAGCCAGGAAACUGGACUAUAGGGCAGGUGGUUCAGACCAGCAGCGGCUCGGUGUUUGGGCAUCCGGCAUCUGUGUAUCAAGAAGUCUCUGAGUACUUGGGCAUUCCGUAUGCCGUUCCACCAGUAGGAAAUUUGAGGUGGACUACGCCACAGAUGUUUAGCGGUACGGAUCCUAUCAAUGGAACAGAUUAUGGUUUCUCCUGCCCAGCUGUUAUACAACCCACCGACCUCAGUAACUUUCCACGGCUAAACGUCACAACAAGCGGCCUGACGUAUCUCUCACUGCUUUCACAGACCGGGGAUAAAUUCGACGAGGACUGCAUCACCAUAAACGUCUGGACCAAGCCUCAAAGUGGAGAAGUUAAGAAGGCCGUUCUUGUGUGGAUAUAUGGUGGAGAAUUCAGCUCCGGAAAGGAUGUAGUGCUGGUCUCGUUCAACUACCGGCUGAACAUUUUCGGGUUUCCUGGUAUACCGGAUAGCACACAAAACUUGGGUCUUCUGGAUCAACGUCUAGCUAUUGAAUGGGUUCAGAAAAACAUCGAGGCUUUUGGUGGUGAUGCUUCGAGGAUCACUCUGUUCGGCCAAUCUGCUGGGGGUGCCUCAGUUGACUAUUACACCUACGCCUGGACUAGUGACCCCAUUGCCCACGGCUUCAUUGAAGAGAGUGGAUCCCUCUUUGGCCCUGCAGGCGGCCUCGGUGCCAUAUCCGCGGAGGCAGCAGCUUCAAACUGGUUUAACUUGACCAACGCCCUCGGCUGCGUCGACGAAAUGAUAGUGUUUUCGAAUUACAAGCAACGGUCCAUCAGCGGCAACCUUAUUAAACUCCCCCUCCUGCUCGGUACUACCAACAACGAAGCAGGACUGUUGCGUUCGCUUGAUGGCUUGCUCAACCUCUCCUAUCCAGACCCCUACUGGAAUGCUUUCAACGACUUCGUCUUUGUAUGCCCGUGCUCAACCCGUGCCAAUAUCUCCAUCAGUAAUCGCAUCCCAACAUGGCGGUACGGCUGGUUCGCCUGGCACUCCAGCGAGCUCGCCGUGUUGUUCAACAACACCCCGAACGGACAAGGCCUGAAUGGGCAGAUGAUACCAAAUAAUACUGAAGCGGAAAUUCAGAUUGGGUCGUAUAUGCGUGGUGCGUGCGCUACGUUUGCAAAGGACCCGAUGAAUGGGCUGAAGAGCUAUCAAGACGGGAGGCCACAGUACGAUCUAAGCGGAAAUACACUCGUUAGGUUUCUUGGACCUGAUAGCUAUGGGAAGUUCUCAACUACCCAAGCUAAAUAUAUUUAA
Messenger RNA from Talaromyces proteolyticus, 1356 nucleotides. RefSeq names its product Alpha/Beta hydrolase protein. The record is from RefSeq and is a predicted model, not a curated record. The transcript has 6 exons. The coding region runs from base 1 to 1356 and encodes 451 amino acids. Lineage: Eukaryota; Fungi; Ascomycota; Eurotiomycetes; Eurotiales; Trichocomaceae.